AUGGCUCAUGAUGACGUAAUUGACAUGUCUCGCUUAUCAUCGAUGGCGGAGGCAACUGAGGUAGUGCUUAUGGUAGACAAGGACGACAAUGAAGUAGGCACAUGUACCAGGAAGGAAAUGCGUCAAUUCAACAAGUGGCAUCGCACAACUUGCACGGUGCUGUUGUCUACCAGCGGCCCUGAAGUGGAGGUUAUAUACCAUAAACGAUCAUCGCAGAAGGUUUAUUGCCCGAGUUAUAACGAUUUGGCCUUUGGUGGCGUCGUUACGGUGGGCGAAUCAUACAUGGACAAUGCACUUCGCGAAACAUCUGAGGAGUGUGGGUUAUCCAUUGCUGAGGAGAAUUUGUACGAGCUUGGCAACUAUGCGCGUGAUGAAGAAUGCAUUAGGUGCCACUACAAGCUAUUUGUGGCGCUAUACAACGGUCCACUGGAUAAGUUGACCCCACAACCAGGUGAGGUGGAUGAGAUACGGCGUACGCCCCUUUCCACCAUCGACAAUCUGAUGAGCGCUGAAAAAUUCACGUCGUCGUGCUCGUGGAUCGUUCCACGUAUCAAGGAGUUCGUGGAAGAGGGGGGUAUACCUAAGCUUAAGGAGGUAAACAUUUAG
Messenger RNA from Babesia ovata, 606 nucleotides. RefSeq names its product NUDIX family protein. The record is from RefSeq and is a predicted model, not a curated record. The transcript is spliced from 3 exons. Gene Ontology annotation, cellular component: cytoplasm. The coding region runs from base 1 to 606 and encodes 201 amino acids. Gene Ontology annotation, molecular function: isopentenyl-diphosphate delta-isomerase activity. NCBI's taxonomy places the organism in Eukaryota, Apicomplexa, Aconoidasida, Piroplasmida, Babesiidae. Gene Ontology annotation, biological process: isopentenyl diphosphate biosynthetic process.